Maniola jurtina (meadow brown) is the source of this 3639-nucleotide messenger RNA. Its product is annotated as cytochrome P450 6j1-like. Bases 566 to 2554 code for a protein of 662 amino acids. The record is from RefSeq and is a predicted model, not a curated record. Gene Ontology annotation, molecular function: oxidoreductase activity, acting on paired donors, with incorporation or reduction of molecular oxygen; monooxygenase activity; iron ion binding. NCBI's taxonomy places the organism in Eukaryota, Metazoa, Arthropoda, Insecta, Lepidoptera, Nymphalidae. The transcript is spliced from 9 exons.
UACCACUCAGCCAGUGCGCGUGCGCGGACAUGGCGGCUUGCGCGGGAAUCUCAACUUUGACGUUUACACAUACCGCCAUUUUUGAUUCCGUAAUUUUUUAAUUACACAUUUGUAAUCUGAACUAAAUUAUUCCGGCAUAUUUUGGUGUUAUUAAAUUACAUUACAUUGUUAAAGUGAAUCGAAUUGCAAUUUAAAAUAAUAACAGGAUACAAAAUUAUUGACCUAUAAAUUUAAAUCGAGAUUUGCGUGAACGUGAUUGUGUUUCCGAACGAAUAUUCUUUUUUUGUUUUAUUUAAAUAAAACGAUAGUGAAAAGUAACAAACAAAAAUUCAAACAAAUUAAGUAUAUUUUACAUAAAUAAAUGUACAUGAGUAAUUUAAGAAAUCAUUACAAAAUGUGCGUUAUUUAAUAAUAAUUGCUAUUUAAUAAAUGCUAAAUAAUUAAUUGAAAGUGAAACGAAAUCGUCUUUCUUCGUAUUCGUAAAAAAAAUAAAGAAAAAAAUGUAAAGGCGAAGGUCAUGACGGUAUUUAAAAAAAAUAAACGAAAUAACUGACUGUGAGUGAAAAUGUUUGGUUUCAAAAACUCUUUGGCGCAAACUGUGAUCAUUAUCGCAUGGAUUUUGGAUAACUACACGUUCGGAAGUGUUUUUGUGAAUAACAUUUUGGUGUUUUCGCUAUGUGUAAGUGUGUUAUUGUCGGUGCUUACGUACGACUAUGACUAUUGGGAGAACCGAGGGGUGUUUUCGCCCCCUGCCUUGCCGAUUGUGGGUCACAUUGGACCCGUAGUGGCGGGAAAGGAGCAAGGAGGCGUAUGUUUUCAGAGGAUUUACAAUGCUUACAAGGAUAAACGGUUUUUCGGUAUCCACCAAUUCUACCGACGCACCCUCGUGAUAUGCGACCCCGAGCUGGUGAGGCGAGUGUGCGUCAACGACUUCGUGCACUUCACCGACCGGGGGUUCUUCUUCGACAAGAAGCUGGACCCCCUCGCCGAGUCGGUGCUGUAUCUGCGGGGGAACGAGUGGAAGAGGCUCCGAGCUAAGAUAUCACCCAUUUUCUCACCUAUCAAACUAAAGGGAAUGCUACCGUUAAUAGAAAACACAGCUAAUGACUUCGUUUUACGAGUAAAGAAACUCGUAAGUACACCAAAUGAGUCUAAUAAUUGUAAACUGUUAAAUAAUAAUAAUAGAUAUUAUAAUAAUAAAUUAAACGAAAAUGAUGAACAUGAAGAAAUUAAUAAACACAAAGUAAAUGGUCAUAAAUUGAAUGAAGAAGUGUACAUACAAGCGGUAAAUGUAAUAAAUGGGCAUAUUGAUGCUGCAGUAAAAUCAAGUGAACAGGAUAACAAAGAAAAUGUAACAUAUACGACAAAAGAUUCAUUUGGACAGAAUAAUUACAAUCAAGAGUAUGGUAAAGAAAAAUUAAAUGGAUUUAACCAAAAACUUACAAAUGACCAUAAUAAUAAUAAAAAUGGAGAUACAGUCAGAGAUAAAUCACAAGAAACAAACAAGAAUGACUAUUCAGAGAAUAACAACAACAUAGAAGAAUAUUCUAGAAUAGUGGAUUCAGACGAGCUAGUGGGCGGAUAUACCGCAGACGCGAUAGUGCCAUGUGCGUUUGGAGUGAAGAGUCAUGUGAUGGAUAACCCAAGUGAUCCCUUCGCAGUAGCUUUGGGCGCGUUCUAUGAAUUGACGUUCGCCAAUAUAUUUGAAAAAACCAUGCGUCACCUGUGGCCUGCUUUCGUCCUAUUCUUCAAAAUACGCAUCAUUCCGAAAAAGACUCACGACUUCUUCUACAACAUUGUCUGCAACGUCAUUAAGGAAAGGCAAAACGGCGCACAGGAGAAGCGUGGCGACUUCAUAGACAUGAUGAUGGCGUUGCAGAGCGAGGACAAAAACAUCAGCGACAAGGAGAACUUCAUUAUCACUGACAUGAUUAUAGCUGCAAAUGCAUUCAUAAUAUUCCUCGGUGGAUACGAGACAACUUCUUCAACGCUGGCUUUCCUGUUUCUUGAGCUGGCCGCGCAUCCGGAAGUACAGGAAAAGAUGAGGGGAGAAAUAAGGGAAGUGCUGGAGAAGCAUGAAGGACGAAUGAGCUCUGAAGCGUUACAGGAUCUGACUUAUAUGGACAUGGUUAUACAAGAGACGCUACGCCUGUAUCCACCGUUUCCUACCAUCCAACGUAUGUGCACAAGAGAAUAUACCAUCCCGGGAACAAGUGUAGUGGUAGAGAGUGGUACCAUCGUCGUGUUUCCUACCAUGGGACUACAUAGAGACGAACUGUACUUUGAAGACGCGUCGAGUUUCAUCCCCGAGCGCUGGCGUGCAGCGACCCCGCCGCCGCCCGGCGUGUACGCGCCCUUCGGUGACGGACCCCGAUAUUGUAUUGGUAAAAGAUUCGCCAUAAUACAGAUGAAGACCUGCCUGGUAAAGCUGCUGCCACACCUGCGCAUAAGCCCCGCGACGCACAAGCCGAGGACGCGACCCUUCGAAGUCGACUUGCGAUCCCCGAUGACCUUGCAUCCAGCUGAUUCUAGAGUUAGAAUCAGUUUAUUAUGAUAGAUGGAAGAGAUAAUUAUUACAAACCGGGUUACCUAUUAGUAUCGAUUUUUUGGCAUAAAAAUAUAGCUAACUACUAGUAAGUACAGUCAGCAAAAAAAGCUUGCACCCGUCCAUAGUCGCUUGUACAGCCGGGUGCAAAUCUAGAUUUGUUGAUGACUGUACUAUUUAUUAAUUAUUACUGUAAUAGAUAUUAUUAUGGUAUUAGGAAGCGAGCGGGAUUUCUUAUUCCUAAGUUUUGUCGAAAAAAUACUAACCAGAUUCGAAAACGAACUAAAAAUUAUCAUUAGACAGUCAGUCAUGUAUGUAUGUAUUGUAUAUACUUUUUGCACCACAAAACACAAAUGACAGGUUACAGAAAAGAAAAUUUAAAAUGGAUAUAAUAUACAUGCGCGAGCGAAGCAAGCGCGAAACUUUAAUCCUAUGAAAUCAAUAAAAUAUGGUUACAUUUCCUUCCGAAUUGGUUUAUUUUAUUGUACCUACAUAUUCUUUGAGAUUUCACAAAAUACUUUCCAAGGUUAGGAAGCUUCCUAAGCCAGCCUGAGACUCGAGUGACCAACAUUCUUAUAUUUUUGUACUUAAUAAGAAAUGUGAAUAGUAAACGGAAAACUGUUAAACUUAUUAGUUUAUAGCAAAAACAAUAGUUGCGAACUGUAAAAAUGUAUAAUUAUUAUUUACCAAUUAAUUACCUACAUAAUAUAAUUAACACAUAACUUGAAUAAAUAUUUCAUUUUCAUUUUCCUAUUAAAUCUUACGAAUUCUUUUUCCCAGAACACAGUAAUUUUGUAAAAUAAUAUAUGUUCAAAAUUCCAUGUCGCCAUAGAUAUUUUAAUCUAUUGUAAGUGAACUGUAUGACGAUAACUGUAUAAUUUUAUAGUGUUUUUAGGAUUAUAAAAAUAAGAAAAUGCUUAAAAUCUUUGAUAUUAUAUGAAUAACGAGACUCCAAAAAUUAGAAUCUUAAUAACAUAAUAUUAUAACUAUUAAGAAAUUAUAAUUUUCACGUGUGUUAAUAAGGGAAAGUUGUGAUAAUUGUUUUUUUUAUUUACUUACAAUAAAGCUGUAAGAAUAAAGGUUUUAAAAACAUG